AUGGCAGGCAAGAAGGUCGUUGUGGUUGGACAUGGCCCCAUUGGUCAUGCCUUCAUUGAGAAACUGGCUGAGAGGGAGGCCGGGUUUGAAAUCACGGUGGUUUGCGAGGAGCCUCGUCCAGCAUACAAUCGCGUCAUGCUGACACAGUAUUUCUUGGACUGCGACGGCGACAAGCAUGACCAGAUGAAGUUGUCUUACUGGAGCGAAGAGGAGUUGAAGAGCAAGAAUGUCAAGCUCGUCUAUGGUCGCGCGACCAGUAUUGACCGUGACAACAAGUCAGUUGCCUACUCAAAAGUCAGCCACGGCGGAAGCUCUGUUGAUGCAGAUACCGACUCAUUGAAAUAUGACAUCCUGGUGCUUUGCACUGGCAGCUUCUGCUUCGUUCCACCAACUCCCGGCUUCGUCUUGCCAGAAAAGAAGAACCCUCAGUGGCCAGAUGACCCAGCUUCUCGCCCGGAAGGCGUCUUCGUGUACAGGACGAUCGAAGAUCUUGAAGCACUCAUCGCUGCAGCAAAGAAAUCCAAGCGAGCAGCCGUGAUUGGGGGCGGUCUCUUGGGCCUCGAGGCUGCAAAGGCGGUGUAUGAUCUCGAGAUGGAAAGCCACGUCGUGGAGAUGGCCCCGUACCUCAUGCCGACGCAGCUCAACGAGGAAGCUGGCAAAGCCUUGGAGAGGAAGAUAAGCAGCCUAGGCAUCCAUGUGCACAGUGGAGCCAAGAUCAACGAGGCUGUCCUGGAUGGUGGCAAGGAUGGCAAGAAGCUGGUUGGAGGUGUCCUCGUUGGAGACGCAAAGGAUUACCCAAAGCUGCUGCAGAUCUGCAAGAAGGGCGACUUGGGCGGUGCUGAGCCUGAAAGCCUGGCUUUCCGCCGACCUCCCCCCGGCCAAGGAGCAGUGGCCAACGAUGGUGGAGACGGCACUGGCAUUGCUGAGGACGAUGUCAUCUGCACUUGUUUGAAUGUCACCAAGGGCGAGGUGGUGAACGCGAUCAAGGACAAGGAUUGCUUGACAGUUCCUCAGAUCAAGAAGUGCACAAAGGCUGGCACAGGCUGUGGAGGCUGCUGCACUCCAGUGGGCGAGGUGCCAAAGGUUCUAUCAGCGACGCUGAAGGCCCUGGGAAAGGAGGUCAAGGCUGGCAUCAGCGAGUGCUUUCCAUACACACGCCAGGAGCUUUUCAACAUCUUCCGCGUCAAGGAGAUCAAGACCUUCCAAGAUGCCAUUGAGAAGGUUGCCGUGGGCGGCAACGGAAGUGAGCUGGACAAGCCAGUGAUCGCUUCCAUCUUGGCCAACCUCUGGAACGACAGCGUGCUAAAGAGCGGUCGCGAUCAAAUUCAGGAUACCAACGAUCGAUUCCUGGCCAACAUUCAGAAAACCGGCACCUAUUCGGUGAUCCCCCGCUGCGCCGGUGGUGACAUCACGCCCGAUGAGCUCAUAGCCAUUGGCACCGUCGCCAAGAAGUAUGGGCUUUGGACGAAGGUCACGGGUGCGCAGCGCCUCGGCAUGUACGGUGCCCCCGUUCACGAGCUUCCCUCCAUCUUCAAGGAACUGGUCGAUGCUGGCUUGGAGUCCGGCCACGCCUAUGGUAAGGCCCUGCGCACGGUGAAGAGCUGCGUGGGGAGCACAUGGUGCCGGUAUGGGCAGCAGGACUCAGUCAGCAUGGCUUGCACCCUGGAGAACCGCUACAAGGGCCUGCGUGCACCGCACAAGAUCAAGAUGGCUGUGUCUGGUUGCCUGAGAGAAUGUGCUGAGGCACAGGGCAAGGAUGUGGGCUGCAUCGCCACGAACUCUGGCUACAACCUCUACCUCUGCGGCAAUGGCGGAGCCAAGCCUCGCCAUGCGCAGCUCUUCGCUUCCUCCAUCGAUGAGGAGACAUGCCUGAAGUACAUCGACCGCUUCCUCAUGUUCUACUGCAGCACAGCAAAGCAUCUGCAGCGCACAGCACCAUGGCUCGAAGAGCUUCCUGGUGGAAUCGAGUACUUGAGGAAGGUCAUCAUUGAUGACUGCCUGGGCAUCUGCGAAGACCUGGAGGGGCUGAUGCGGCGCAAUGUGGAGGCAUACAAGUGCGAGUGGAAGGAGGUUGUCUACGACGAGGAGCUGCAGAAGAAGUUCCAACAGUUUGUGAACACCAAGGAGACCCAAGACACGGAGCAGCUGGAGUACGUCAACAUGCGCAAGCAGCGCCAUCCAGCCACCUACGACUUGCCAGACAUCAAGGGUGCAGCUGCUUUUUCCAAGGAGAAGGCGGAGGAAAGCUGGCAGUGGUACCCUGUCGGGAAGGUUCAAGACUUCCCGCAGGCUGGAGGUCUUGCAAUGAAACACGGUGACGCUGAGGUGGCGGUCUUCAAUUUGUCGCACCGUCAGGAUGAGUCGGACAAGUGGUUCGCCACCCAGAACCUGUGCCCUUUCAAGCAAGUGCGAGUGAUCUCUCGCGGCUUGGUGGGUGAACCAGCCAGUGGCGCAAUCACAGUGGCUGAUCCAGUGUACAAGACAGUCUAUGACUUGAGAACGGGAUGUGGCAUCACCAGUCCAGACCUGAACCUCUCCACUUUCCGGACACGUGUGACAGAUGGCACGGUGGAAGUGAAGCUGCCAGCACCGGAGGAGUAUGCUAAGGCCCUCCAGACUGCAUCUCGCAAGGCGGUCGAGGAGUCCGGCACGAAGGCUGCUAAGGUCAUGGGCAAAUCCAAGCCGUUCGAUGCCAAUGGCAAGCAUGUCGGCCUUGACUGGUGA
This is a messenger RNA of Symbiodinium sp. CCMP2456, 2724 nucleotides long. Lineage: Eukaryota; Dinophyceae; Suessiales; Symbiodiniaceae. The record is from the annotation of a GenBank genome assembly.